This is a messenger RNA of Emys orbicularis (European pond turtle), 2067 nucleotides long. RefSeq names its product solute carrier family 28 member 3 (gene SLC28A3). Gene Ontology annotation, molecular function: pyrimidine- and adenosine-specific:sodium symporter activity; purine-specific nucleoside:sodium symporter activity. Gene Ontology annotation, cellular component: plasma membrane. Gene Ontology annotation, biological process: pyrimidine nucleoside transport; purine nucleoside transmembrane transport. The transcript is spliced from 18 exons. The record is from RefSeq and is a predicted model, not a curated record. Lineage: Eukaryota; Metazoa; Chordata; Testudines; Emydidae. Bases 1 to 2067 code for a protein of 688 amino acids.
AUGGAGCUGAAAGAAAAUAGCAGUGCUCUUUCUGGGGCGGAUGGAUUCUAUAAUUCUUCAUUUCAGAAUGACUCUGAAGAUGAGGUUAUAAAUGAGGAGGGGUUAAGAAGCAGGAAUUCACAAAAUAGGGAUGCUGUGCAUAGUAACCCGGAGGAUACACACAUCAAUAUCGAGAGUGAUCAGCAUAAAAACAAACAAGACUCCGUAGCUGAGAGAACAUUCUUAAAAGGGUAUCUGGAAAGGAAAUAUGAGGAAGUCUGUGACUUUUGCAAGAAAUACAAAACCAGAAUUCGAUAUGUGAUAUAUGGAAUUUUAAUAGCAGCUUACCUGAUGAUAGUCAUCGCAGCGUGUGUCCUGAAUUUUCAAAGAGCCCUGGCGCUUUUUGUACUCACUGUUCUAGCCAUCUUCUUCAUCUGCUGGGAUUUUUUAAUAGCCAGAUAUGAAGACAAAAUUGCUGAGUUCUUUUCCCCUUGUGAAAGGUUUCUGAAACAACAGUGGUUUUGGCUAAAAUGGGUGGUGUGGAUAGCUCUAAUUGCAGCUAUCAUUUGCUGGCUCAUCUUUGACACUGCCAAACAGGGAACCAAUCAGCUCAUCUCCUUUGGUGGGCUUGUGAUGUAUGUUCUCUUGAUGUUGAUCUUUUCCAAAUACCCAACCAAAGUUGCCUGGAGACCAGUAUUUUGGGGAAUUGGAAUGCAGUUUAUUCUUGGACUUGUUACUCUGAGAACUAAAGCAGGAUUUGAUGUAUUUAAUUGGCUGGGUAGACAGAUACAGAUUUUCCUGGAAUACUCUGAUGUUGGUGCUAAAUUUGUGUUUGGUGAAAAAUAUACAGAUCAUUUAUUUGCCUUUAAGGUCCUGCCAAUAGUGGUUUUCUUCAGCACAGUCAUGUCCAUGCUUUACCAUGUUGGAUUCAUGCAAUGGCUCAUUAAAAAGGUUGGUUGGAUAAUGCAGGUUACCUUGGGGACAACUCCUGUUGAGUCCCUAGUAGCAGCUGGCAACAUAUUUGUGGGACACACAGAAUCUCCUCUUCUAGUGAGGCCCUAUUUACCGUAUGUCACCAAGUCUGAACUCCACUCGAUCAUGACUUCAGGGUUCUCAACCAUCGCUGGCAGUGUCUUAGGAGCAUACAUUUCUUUUGGGGUUUCAGCCUCCCAUUUACUAACUGCUUCUGUGAUGUCAGCACCAGCAUCACUGGCUAUCUCCAAACUAUUCUGGCCUGAGACUAAAAUACCCCAAGUAACUCUGAAGAGUGGUAUAAAAAUGGAGAAAGGAGACUCAAAAAACCUGCUGGAAGCUGCUAGUCAGGGUGCCUCUGCCUCCAUCCCAUUGGUGGCGAACAUUGCUGUGAACCUGAUCGCCUUCCUUGCUUUGCUCGCUUUCAUUGAUUCAGCACUGUCUUGGUUGGGGAAUAUGUUUAACUACCCACAGCUGAACUUUGAGAUCAUUUGCGCUUAUGUCUUCAUGCCAUUUUCUUUUAUGAUGGGGGUAGACUGGGAAGAUAGUUUUAUUGUCGGUGGACUCCUAGGUUACAAGACUUUCUUCAAUGAAUUUGUGGCUUAUGAGCGUCUUUCAAUGUUGAUCCACUUGCGGGAGAAAGGUGGGCCCGUGUACGUUGGUGGCGUGAAGCAAUAUAUGACCAUCCAUUCUGAAACCAUUGCCACCUAUGCCCUCUGUGGAUUUGCAAAUUUUGGUUCUCUGGGAAUGGUGAUAGGAGGACUCACAUCUAUGGCUCCUUCCAAAAAAAGGGACAUUGCUGAUAGUGCCUUUAGGGCGAUGAUUGCUGGUACUGUCGCCUGCUUCAUGACAGCUUGCAUUGCAGGAAUAUUAUCUGUACCGGUUGUGGAGGUUCCAUGCCACAUUUUAUUAGGGGAUGCCUUCAAUGCAACAAAUUUGCCAAGCAACACCACAAAAGUAGUUGGAUGCUGCCAAGAUCUCUUUAACAGCACCAGUGCAAACAAUUCUCAAGAGAUCUUCUUAGGAGGAAACUACAGCCUAAACUCCUUGAGAGGAUGUUGCCAAAUACUGGAAUCUCCCACUUUUAAUUGCAGUUGGACCACUCCAUUAUUUUGA